UUUCAUUUUAUUUUUGGUGUCUUGAGGUUAUAAAAUGCCUGAGCCAGCCAAGUCCGCUCCGGCCCCGAAGAAGGGCUCUAAGAAGGCGGUGACUAAGGCGCAGAAGAAGGAUGGCAAGAAGCGCAAGCGCAGCCGUAAAGAGAGCUACUCCGUGUACGUGUACAAGGUGUUGAAGCAGGUCCACCCGGACACCGGCAUCUCCUCAAAAGCUAUGGGCAUCAUGAAUUCUUUCGUCAACGACAUCUUUGAGCGCAUCGCGGGCGAGGCGUCGCGCCUGGCGCAUUACAACAAGCGCUCAACCAUCACCUCCAGGGAGAUCCAGACGGCCGUGCGCCUGUUGCUGCCCGGGGAGCUGGCCAAGCAUGCCGUGUCCGAGGGCACCAAGGCUGUCACCAAGUACACCAGCUCCAAGUAAACUUGCCAAGAGGAGCAAAUGGACUUUAGAAAAGUAUUUUCCUUCUGCUGGUCACUACUGGAUACGGUUGCAUCUCACAAAUAAGCCAAUGAAAUGACUGAUACUAGAAGAUAAAAGGAGACAUUUUUAACAAUCACAGAAGGAUUAAUAAGAACUUGGCUAAAACAUUUUGAGUAUAAAAAUAUUAAAUGGUAAUUGUAGAAAUUUGUAAGAAAAAUACGUAACAAAGAAAGUUAAAAUAAAUCUUAGUAUCUCUUUAUGUAUAUAAGCUAUAUGUGUAUAUGAAUAUGAACAAAUAUAUAAGAUCCAUCUCUAAUAAAUAUAAAUCAUAUAUAAAGCAAAUUUAGGUGUCAUGCUACAUAUACACGUAUAUCUAAUUUUCUAGGUAAUAUGCCUAGAAAGACACAUUUUUUAAUGGAUGUAUUAUUACUUAUGUAAUUAGUCCUCUGUUACUGGCUAUUUAGAUUGAGUUCCAUUUUUUUGUAUGUAAAUCUUUGUUUAUAUAUUUGAUUAUUUCCUUAGGGCAGAAUUCUAGAAGUAGAAAUACUAAAUCACAAGGUAAAACCAUUUUUUAAGGCCCUUAAUGUUUGCAUUCAUCAAAUUGCCAUUCAGAAGGACCAUGCCAAUUUAUAAUCCCAACAUAAUACAAAAAUUCCUGUUUUACAGCAGUCCUAUGUACUGAAAAUAUUUUUAAAUCAUUGUUAAUCGGAUAGGCCAAAAUAAAAUUGAAAUGUAAUUUCCUUCAUUAUGAGUGAAGGUAGUUUUUUCCCCAUAUUUUUAUCAGCCAUGAUCCCAUAAGAAAUAAACUGCUGCAAAACAAUGAACAUGAUUGCAAUCAUUCCAUGGGAAAGCGCUAUGUAAAGAAUAAAUAGGAUCUUAGGUUAAGACCAAAAAAAUGAAUAUUUAUCAGGUGCCUCCUCUGCCCAGGACUGUGCUGGAAUAAUGAACCCUGUUUGGCUAUGUGUAACUAAAACUACUUUUACCUACGUUGUCUCUAAUAAGCUUCCUAAUCAUUCCGUAAGAAAAGUGUCUGCUAUGGAUUGAUUUAUGCCUGCCCCUCCUCCAAAAUUCAUGUGGUGAAGCCCCAGUGUGACUAUAUUUGGAGACAGGGCUUUUAGGGGUACUUUAGGUGAAAGAGGUCACAAAGCUGGGGCCCUAAUCCAAUAGGAUUAGGAAGAGGAAGAGAGAACUAUCACUCUCUUGGUGUCCUCGCACUAAUGAAAGGCCAUGUAAGGACACAGCAAGAAGGCAGCCGUCUAUAGAGGAGGAAAAGAGGUCUCAGCAGAACCUGACCAUGCUGGCACUCUGACCGCAGAUUUCUAGCCUUCAGAGCUUUGAGGACAUAAAUUUCUAUUGUUUAAGCACCCACUCUAGAGUAUUUUGUUUGAGUAGCCUGAGUCAACUGAGAGUGAGAUGGGAGAAGCAGAGACUUUUGAAGCCAGACUUCUUGAAAUCAAAUCCCAGCCUUCUUGCUCAUUAGCUCUAAGACUCUGGGCAAGUUAUGUGACUUUUCUGUGACUCAGUUUCCUUAUCUAUAAAAUGACUUCCUACAUUUUUAAAAAUUUUUUCAGGGGAAAAUACUUGGGACAAUGACCGGCACACACAUAUUGUGUAAAUGGGUGUGAGCUUGUUUUUAUGAUAUCUUUUAGAGUUAUAGUGCAAAAUAUGAAUGACGGUUUUUUCUCUGGAUCUUAAGUUAUGGAAUCUAAGAAUUUUAAAAAACUAUCCAAUUCUCUGUUACUUUUACAGCAAUGAGUGAUACGUUCUGUCAACUUGUAAAUAUAAGGAUCAAUCCACUCCAUAACCCGACCCUAAGCCACUGACAUUUAAUGGCACAACCUCUCAGGGAUCACUGAGGUUCAGAGAAACCACAUACAUGUUAAUACAGAGUUCUUGGUAAGACGCACCCGUAAUCUCUCUAAGGAGAAAAAAUUUUCAAACUGAGGGUCACAAUGUGUUAGUAGGUUUUGAAAUCAAUUUCAUGAUUUGCAACCAGCACUUUUAAAAAGUAAAAUAAACUGGAUGAAAAUACAUCAGAAUGCA
Molecule: messenger RNA, 2458 nt
Organism: Hippopotamus amphibius kiboko
Lineage: Eukaryota; Metazoa; Chordata; Mammalia; Artiodactyla; Hippopotamidae
Product: histone H2B type 1-C/E/F/G/I
Exons: 2
Coding region: 35-415 (126 amino acids)
Cellular component (GO): nucleosome
Molecular function (GO): DNA binding; protein heterodimerization activity; structural constituent of chromatin
Source: RefSeq, a predicted model, not a curated record